This is a messenger RNA of Penicillium antarcticum, 246 nucleotides long. RefSeq lists its product as uncharacterized. Bases 1 to 246 code for a protein of 81 amino acids. The transcript is spliced from 2 exons. The record is from RefSeq and is a predicted model, not a curated record. NCBI's taxonomy places the organism in Eukaryota, Fungi, Ascomycota, Eurotiomycetes, Eurotiales, Aspergillaceae.
AUGGGCGCGGCGUUCAUCAUUUGUGUGAACAGUAUCAUUAAGAGUGUUCUUAGUCUCUUGUUUCCAUCGAUUCUGGCAAAGAUGAGUGCGACCGGUGGCAACGCAGUCGUGAAGAACCGGUCCUUACUUUCGGUGUCGCCAUCCACCGACAUGCCCGCUAUCAAGUUGGAACAUGGCUGCCCUCAGCGGUAUAUUUUGAUCAGGCCGGCGAAGUUGGAGCCAUUGUAUAAGCUGGAGGGUUAUUAA